Molecule: messenger RNA, 1895 nt
Organism: Pteropus alecto (black flying fox)
Lineage: Eukaryota; Metazoa; Chordata; Mammalia; Chiroptera; Pteropodidae
Gene: BAIAP2L2
Product: BAI1 associated protein 2 like 2
Exons: 12
Coding region: 1-1500 (499 amino acids)
Biological process (GO): positive regulation of actin filament polymerization; plasma membrane organization; actin filament bundle assembly
Cellular component (GO): nucleoplasm; cytosol
Molecular function (GO): protein binding
Source: RefSeq, a predicted model, not a curated record
AUGGACGUGGGCACCAGAGCGUACCUACCCAAGUGCUCCCAGCCCCACGAGCACCACCAGCCUCCUGAUAAGCAACGAGGUGCAGCCUGCUCCAUGGCCCCCGAGAUGGACCAGUUCUACAGGUCCACCAUGGCCAUCUACAAGGUGCAGACAUUCCACGGAGACCUGCUGCAGCACAUGGAGAAGAACACCAAGCUGGACAUGCAGUUCAUCAAAGACAGCCGCCAGCACUACGAGAUCGAGUACCGCCACCGAGCCGCCAACCUGGAGAAGUGCAUGUCUGAGCUGUGGCGCAUGGAGCGGAAGAGGGACAAGAAUGCGCGGGAGAUGAAGGAGAGCGUGAACCGGCUGCACGCACAGAUGCAGGCCUUCGUGUCUGAGAGUCAGAGGGCGGCUGAACUGGAGGAGAAGAGACGCUAUCGGUUCCUGGCGGAGAAGCACCUGCUGCUGUCCAAUACCUUCCUACAGUUCUUUGGCCGGGCCCGGGGGAUGCUCCAGAACCGCGUGCUGCUGUGGAAGGAGCAGUCGGAAGCCAGCCGCAGCCCGUCGCGUGCCCACUCCCCAGGCCUGCUGGGCCCAGUGCUGGGGCCGCCCUACCCCUCGGGCCGCCUGACACCCACCCGUCUCCCCUCGCAGCCCCCGAGGCCUCUGGGAGAGUUCAGCUCCCCCCGCAGCCGGCACGGCUCCGGCUCCUACGGCCCCGAGCCCAACGAGGCGAGGUCCGCAUCCCAGCUGGAGCCAGACCGCCGGUCCCUGCCCCGGACGCCGUCUGCCUCCUCGCUCUACACCAGCAGCACCCAGCGCUCGCGCUCCAACUCCUUCGGCGAGCGUCUGGGCAGCGCAGGUGGCGGGGGCGGCGGCGGCGGGGGCGCCUGGAGGGUCCGCGCCCUCGUCUCCCACUCGGAGGGCGCCAACCACACGCUGCUGCGCUUUUCUGCGGGAGACGUCGUGGAGGUGCUAGUGCCGGAGGCCCAGAACGGCUGGCUCUAUGGCAAGCUGGAGGGGUCAUCCACGAGUGGCUGGUUCCCCGAGGCCUACGUGAAGCCUUUGGAGGAUGUGCCCAUGAACCCCAUGAACGCCUUGAACCCGGUGACCUCCAUGAACUCCAUCAAUGCCUUGAACCCAGUGACCUCCAUGAACCCCAUGAGCCCUAUGAAUGAGCUACCUUCCAGGUCCUACCCACUCCGGGGCAGCCACAGCCUGGAUAACCUCCUGGACCGGCCAGGCAACUCCACAGCAUCCUCAGAGUACUGGGACGGCCAGUCCCGCUCUCGAACCCCGAGCCGGGUGCCAAGCCAUGCCCCCAGCCCUGCACCUACACCCUUGCCUGGCAGCCGCCGAGGUAGCAUGGGCAGCAUGGGAGUGCCCAGUGAUGUCAAGAAACUUAUGUCCUGGGAGCAGCACCCCCCAGAGCUCUUCCCCCGGGGCACAAACCCCUUUGCCACCGUGAAGCUGCGUCCUACUGUUACCAAUGACCGUUCAGCGCCUCACAUCCGCUGAGGUGCCUUCCUCCAUCAGGGGUCUGAGGUCGCCACCCCCGCCCCCACCUGCCCAGAGGCUGCCCAGAGCUGGCGGCAGCAGAAGCGGCAGUGGAUCCAAGAAGCCUGGGCCCUGGUACUGGGGUGGCUGCCCUUCCCCAAACCGCGCCUCCAGCCUGAGCAGCUCAAAGCCACUGGCCUGCAGUCUGGGGCCUUCAAAAUCACACAGGCAGAAUUGGGGGACAGAACCAUUCCUUCCCUUCCAGGGGCCCCAGGUCUCUCCCUGGGGCGGCUACCUCAUGCCCCCAACCCUUUUCCUCUUUCUCCGCCUCGGUGGGGUGGAGCCCCUUGCAUACCCCCUCCCCUGCCCCACACACGUCUCCCUGUUGAACUUUCGUAAACAGUGAGAAAUAAAGC